AUGGCAUCUAAAUAUGAUAAGACCAACCCUGAGCUGGUUGCUACCGCCGAUGCGCCCGUUGAAAACGGAAAGUCUGACGUUCCAGAGACGACAAAUGAUGGAAACCCAGAUGUUUCCGGUGCCGCGAAAGCAGCGGGAGCAGCGGGAGACGCAGUUGCAGCAGAAGAAUCACCAGCCGAAGCUUCUGCAGGCGGAGAGGAAGGAGCAGGAGGAGAGGAUGGUGUAAGUGGUGGCGAGGGAGCGAAGAAGGCGGGAGAGGAGGGCAAGGAAGGGACGGCGAGCGAGGUGGCGGCGAAUCUAGAGAAGAAGAAGGCGCGUGCAGAGCGGUUCGGGACGGAGCUGACCAUCAGCGAGGCUGAGAAGCGCCGCCUGCGCGCCGAACGGUUCGGCACUGCGGACGCCGCGCCUGCGGCGGAGGACGCCAAGAAGGCGGCGCGAGCCGCCAAGUUCGGAAUCAAAGCGGAUAAGGACGCCGGGAAUGGCGCGAGCAGCAGUCUGGCGGACAAGGCUGCGGAGGAAGCGCGGAAGAAGGCACGCGCUGAACGGUUCGGCACAAGCCCGCUGUCCGCGCUGAGUGCGGAGGAGGCGGCCAAGCGGGAGGCUCGAGCCAAGAAGUUUGGCACUGCGGGAGAUGGAGCAGCGUCGACUGGAGGGGAUAAGAAGCGAGAAACGUCCGCCAACCCUGCUGACAGCGAGCUCGAGGCUAAGAAGAAGGCUCGGGCGGAGAGGUUCGGCGCAUCCGCGCCUGCCGGGGCUGCUGUGGAGGCUACAAAGGAUGGGACCGACGCUGUUGCAGACAGCAGCAGCUAA
Closterium sp. NIES-65 is the source of this 810-nucleotide messenger RNA. Lineage: Eukaryota; Viridiplantae; Streptophyta; Zygnematophyceae; Desmidiales; Closteriaceae. The record is from the annotation of a GenBank genome assembly.